AUGGUAACGCCUCAAGAAACUGCCCAAGAAAAACUCACUGAACUUGUUCUCUCUGGAAGUGAACGUGUUGCUGAAGCGGAGAUCGCUAGUGAGAUUGCUGAGGAGGUGGACGAGAACUCGCAAGGUCGUAGUCGGGAGGAAAAGACACCUCAGUCGGUUGAACGGCAUAGACUCAUUUCAGUGGCGAAUCGAUUACCUUGCACGAUUCAUAAGGACAAGGACACGGGGAAAUGGGUUGCCAGUAAAAGCUCAGGAGGGCUUGUAUCAGCACUCAGUGGUGUUAGCGGUAUCGACAUGAACUGGAUCGGGUGGCCGGGCUGUGAGGUGCCCGAUGAAGACAAGGAGGAAGUCGCUGAACUGGUUCGAGAGCAAGGGUGCUACCCGGUAUUCCUCACUGAUAGCGAAAUCGAGUUGUACUAUAACGGCUUUUGUAACAAUACGUUGUGGCCUUUAUUCCACUACAUUACUCCGUCCACUGAACGUGUUAUAGCAGGAAGAACACUAGAAUGGGAAACGUAUCAACAAGCUAAUGCUAAGUUCGUCGAUGCUAUCAUGAAGGUUUUGCAUGAUGACGAUCUGGUGUGGGUCCACGACUACCACCUGAUGUUGGUGCCCAAGCUCCUACGUGAGAGAGUCCCCAACGCGAAUAUCGGUUGGUUUCUGCACACUCCUUUCCCCUCGGCUGAGAUAUAUCGGAUGUUACCGCAAAGAGAAGAAAUCCUACAAGGGUUGCUAUCAGCAAACCUGCUCGCUUUCCAUGUACACGACUAUGUGAGGCACUUCCUGUCCUGCUGUGUGCAGUUGACUACUCUAGAGAUCACACCGCAAGGAGUUGACGCAACACCUCUCAAUGGCAACUUUGUUAAGUGUGCUACAAUACCAAUUGGCAUCGACCCAACUCCGUUCACUUCAACAGCCGAGUCUGUCACUGUCGCAGCACGAGUGGCUAGUCUGAAGGAGCAAUGGGGUGAUCGAAAAGUCAUACUCGGUAUUGAUCGACUUGAUUACAUAAAGGGUAUUCCACACAAACUUCGAGCCUUUGAUAUGUUCUUAGAUGAGCACCCAGAGUGGGCAUCUCAGUGUGUGUUGGUGCAACUGGCAAUUCCUACUAGAAGUGAAGUGCCGGAGUAUCAGCGCCUGAAGCGGCAGGUUCACGAGAUGGUCGGAUCGAUUUGUGGCAAGCACAGCAAUCUUUAUACUGGUCCUCCGGUGAUCUAUCUCGAUGGAUGCGUUGAUCAUGAGGAGUUGACUGCCCUUUACAGAGUUGCUGAUGUUGCGCUGAUCUCUUCUAUUCGUGAUGGUAUGAAUCUCGUUGCCUACGAGUUCGUAGCCUCACAACAACACAAAAACGGCGUCCUAGUGAUCAGUGAGUUCGCUGGAGCUGCACAGUACCUAGGAGCUGGAAGUAUUCGAAUCAACCCAUGGAACCUUGAGGAGGUGUCCUGGGCUAUAUACGAAGCUUUAACGAUGGGUGAGGACCGUCGUAAGGAAAUGCAUGAUUACUGUUUCAAAUACAUUCAUAAUCACAGCGCUCAACGUUGGGCCGAGACUUUCAUCGCAACUCUCAAGAGUGCUUGUUCAGACCGGAUAGACGUUUCUGCUUCGGUUUCCCCUCUUGUGCCUUUCAAUAAGUUACGCACUUCUAUUGAGUGUAGCACCAAACGAUUAUUGGUGUUUGAUUUGAUGGACUGUCUUGUGCCCUCGAAAACGAGACGGGGAGUACCGGCAAAGUUGUAUCAAUCCCUGAUGUCGGUGCCAAAGGAUCUCAUGGCAAGCCUUCAACGUUUGGCUAAUGAUGAGAAUACUAUAAUGGUCGUGACCACGAGCCACUCUAAGCAAAUUGUGGAGAGACUUCUCGGACACCUACCGAUAUACCUUCUACCUGAGAACGGUUGCAUCUAUAGAAAUCCGGAAGGUGUGUGGAAGUACGCUGAUGCGCUAGCAUGCGGUUGCAUCACUGAAGAUAACUCAUUGGCUGAGGUUGAAUCGACCGUAGGCAUCAGUUCUCCUCAAUCACGUUCUGCUUGGUCGAGAGCCGACACGUCGGACGGUGGGUGGAUGAACGGCGCUGAGGAAGUGCUACGAUACUUCCAAGAGAGGACUCCUGGUAGCUACAUCGACCGCACUGAGUUCAGUCUGAAGUGGUUCUUCGACAAUACGCAAACCGACUUUGGAGCGCCUCAAACUCGAGACCUCAUGAUACAGCUCUGGGCUGGCCCCCUGGCUAAUGCUGAUGCGGAGAUCGUCGUGGGAAACAGGUAUAUCGAGAUUCGACCCAAAGAUUCUUCACUUGCAUCCAAUCUCGACAAGAUACUACAUUAUGAGAUACUCGAGGCUGACCCAGCUUCUGAUUCUAAGGUUGAUACUUGCGUCGUUAUCGGCGCAUAUCCUUUCCGUGAUGAAGAUGUUUACCAAGUAGUGGAAGAUACACUCGUUCGACAAUGGCUACCCAAAUACACCCGACACCAACAUGGUUGUCCAACACGGAGCGUCUCAUCAUCGUCGAGGCAAUCGAGUUCUGACUGCAUUAUGGACAUCAUGGGCUGUGACGCUCUCAGAGCUUUAGGAAAUUCCCAACAGCUUAAACCUAUGCAUGAUGACGGUAAAGACUCCUUAGAAUGCGAAAGCGAGGCUACUGCUACGAAUGACUACGCAGUAGUGGCUGAAUCCCCGACUACAACAGGCUCUAGUCGGAAAAUGCAUCGUGAACAGCAGCUUGAUUCGGGAGCUCUCACAGCUGUAAAUGCCUCGGGUGAGGCCACGAGUGCAUCAACUGUAUCGUGUUUGGACGAAUCGUCAACGACAGAGUCGAUGAAAGAGACACUCCGACAACUACACGAUGCCUGUUAUUCGAUAGCAGUGGGUCAGUGUAAGGUGUCUAAGGCCAAAUACUCCAUCCCAAAUACCUAUUAUGUGGCAAAUCUAGUCCAUGAUAUUGCGACGCACUUACCGCAGUCGCCACUAGCAGGUGUGACCACCAGCAACGACUCUGUUGUCGCUGUUGAACACCAACAUUCUAUUACGACCCCUUGAGCGUAUACCCUCAUGAGAGCUCUGAUUGACACUGUGUUGUAUAAACUAUAUUACUAUUGUUCUUGUUGUUGGCUUGCUAUGCUCGCUAGUGUUCUUCUACUUCUCAUCAUUACUUUCUCAUCUCGAUCAUCAUAAACUAUGUU
Messenger RNA from Perkinsus marinus ATCC 50983, 3176 nucleotides. RefSeq lists its product as hypothetical. Gene Ontology annotation, biological process: trehalose biosynthetic process. Gene Ontology annotation, molecular function: catalytic activity. Gene Ontology annotation, cellular component: cytosol. The transcript has 30 exons. Lineage: Eukaryota; Perkinsozoa; Perkinsida; Perkinsidae. Bases 1 to 3033 code for a protein of 1010 amino acids. The record is from RefSeq and is a predicted model, not a curated record.